UUCUAUAAAUAGCCUAUACAUACGGUUUACGAUCGCAUGCUUUCCAAACAAAUGAAACAUUUAAACAUGAAUGAAAAUAUCGAUAAAGAUCUCCCAGAAGCUUUUUCUGUGUUGAGGGAAAUAAAGAAAAGUAGCGGAGAAUGCCUCCUACUUGUGCGUGGACUAAUAGGAAAGAUUAAAUCCAAUGGCAUUUCGGAUGGCUCAUCUCACCUGCAGGGUAUAAGUUUUCUGGACCUUAAAAACCAACUAAUGGCCAGUUACAUGGCCAACCUUGGUUUGCUUAUGGACAAAAAGACAAGUGGAAAAAGUGUGCAGCAUGACCCAAGCAUAGACAGGCUUAUUGAGAUCAGAACUGUGUUGGAGAAAAUGCGUCCAAUUGAACAUAAAUUAAAAUACCAAAUCAAUAAAGUUAUCACAGCAUACAAAGAGUGUAAAUUGGAUCCAUCAGACCCUAGGAAGUUCAGGCCUAAUUUUGGAGCAUUUACUAACAUGCCGGAGGAGGCUGACAGUGAUGCAGCCGAGGAGCAGGAAAAGGUAGAGAAGCCAAAGCUUUAUGUUGCACCCAAAAUGGCACCUGUUCAUUACUCUGAUGAUGAAACAAUGGAGGAGAGGGAGAAGAAAAUGGUUGAGAAAAAAACAAAGCGAGCUUUGAGCUCGGCCAUGAUUCGUGAGAUGAGGGAACAGUACACAGAUGCACCCAUAGAGAUUGUUGAAUCGCAUGAUCUUCACAGAAUUUUGGAGAAUCGUAAAAUGAAAGAAAAAACAGAAUAUGAAGAAGAUAAUUUUGUCAGGCUUACAGUGUCGAAGAAAGAAAUGGCUGGAAGAAGAAAGUUGGGUACCAUGUCUGCACUCGGAGCGUUGGCUGACUUUGAUGACUUUGGAGAGGGAGAAACUAUGGAUGGUUCAUCUAAGAAAAAGCGAAAGAUAUCUCAGAAGAAACACAAAGGAAAGAAAGGUAACAACAAAAGGAGGAGGAGAUAAGAAAAAUAAAAUUGUUCGAUCUUUUCAGCCCAAGUCUUUGUUGGCUUUAUUAUUGUGUUGUCCAAAUAGUACAUUAAUAAAUUAAAGA
Physella acuta is the source of this 1069-nucleotide messenger RNA. RefSeq names its product neuroguidin-A. The record is from RefSeq and is a predicted model, not a curated record. Gene Ontology annotation, biological process: maturation of SSU-rRNA from tricistronic rRNA transcript (SSU-rRNA, 5.8S rRNA, LSU-rRNA). Gene Ontology annotation, cellular component: small-subunit processome; nucleolus. NCBI's taxonomy places the organism in Eukaryota, Metazoa, Mollusca, Gastropoda, Physidae.